AUGUCGCAGUUCAGGAAUGACGGUUGUAAUAAAAUUACACCAGAUGUAACAUUUUGCCGACCAACAAAGAAUGCAGUUAAAGUGAAUUUUGAAAUUGGUCAUGUGCCCACAUUGCGCUCUAAGGAAACGCCCGAAGGAUUCACCCAUGAUUGGGAAAUUUUCGUGCGCGGGCAAGAAGGUGCCGAUAUAAGUCACUUUGUGGAAAAAGUUGUGUUCAACCUUCACAGUUCUUUUCAUAAGCCUAAAAGAGUUGUCAAACAACCACCAUUCUCUCUCAAGGAGUCCGGUUAUGGUGGGUUCGUAAUUCCCAUUGAUAUUUUUCUGAAGAAUAAACAAACACCCAAGAAGAUAUCAUUUAUGUAUGACCUGACUCUGGACAAUAGUGGAGUUCUCAAAGACAGAUAUGUAUUCCAAAACCCAAAUAAUGAAUUCAAAAACAAAUUGUUGAAAGGAGGUGGAAUGUAUGUACCUAAUAACUCCUUCUACUUAAACCCAGACCAGGAGAAUAAAUGUAUAGAUAAAAUCAGAGAUAAUAAGCCCCGAACGGUCAGUAAACCUAAAAUGCAAUUGAAUAAUGUUAAAGAACAAAAGGCUCAACAACAGAAGGAGAUAACUCAGAAAAUAUCUAGUUUUGAGGCUUUAUUUGGAACACCUAUCCUAAUAUCUCCUAAAGUCUCCUCAGAUCACGAAAAUGUAGUGAAAAAUGCGGCUAUAGUAGCCGAACCGAGAAAAAAAGAAUGUUCAAAUUCUGAUAAAAAGUUAAAAAAUGAAAAUUACAAAAAAGGUAAAUCGGAAAAAUUAAAGACAAAGGAAGAAAAAGAGAAACCUAAAACAGAAAAAAUCAAAAGUCUAAGCGGAAAACGUGGACCAACAAAUGAAAAAUCCAAUAAAAAGAGUAGUGACAGGCCAUCUUCGCCGGAGCCGGCGAAAAAAAGAUGUGUCAGUCCAGUGAGAAAACCGCCCAGCCCCCCUCCAAGCCAACCUCGACCAAGUAGUGCAUCCAGCUUUAAGUUUUCUAAGAAAGAAAACAAAGGAAGUAAAAGGAAAGCUGCAGACGAGGAAGAGGAAAGCAGAAAAAUGGCUAAAAUAGACACAGAUGCUCCACAUAAUACGAAUAGUGGUUCUGAAACCAGUGAGUCAUUUUGCUGUGACUUGGCCGUGUUGGAUCGCUUCACAGUGCUGCAUGGUGUUACCAGUACCCUCUGUGAGGAUGCUGAGCCUGGGAAUCUGACUCCUGAGUACAUGGAGCAGCUGCGAGACCUGCAAGAGCGGAUCAUGACCAUCGAUAAUAAUGAAGAACUUGAACGAGUGGUCAAUUUGAUAGCAGAAACUAAACGGUAUGAAGUUACUUCUGACACAUUAGACGUCGACUUGUGUUUGUUGGAUCGCUCCACAGUGCAACAGCUGUUACUACUAGUUCUAGGCUCUAGUAAAGAAAGAAAAAGUAGUGGUUCUGCAUUUGUAGAGACCAAAGUCCAAGAGAAUGGUGUUUUCAGUAGCCUCGGUGAGAAUGCUGAGCCUGGGGAUAUGUCUCCUGGGUACGUGGGGCAGCUGCGUGAUCUGCAAGAGCAGAUCAUGACCAUUGAUAAUAACGAAGAGCUUGAACAAGUGGUCAAUUUGAUAGCAAAAAGUAUACGGUAUGAAGUUACUACUGACACAUUAGACUUCGACUUGUGUUCGUUGGAUCGCUCCACAGUGCAGCAGAUUAUGCUACUAGUAGGCUCUAGUAAGAAAAGAAAAAGUAGUGGUUCUGCAUUAGUGGAGACCAAUGUCCAAGAAAAUGAUGUUUUCAGUAGCCUCGGUGAGAAUGCUGAACCUGGGGAUCUGUCUCCUGAGUACAUGGAGCAGCUGCGUGACCUGCAAGAACAGAUCAUGAACAUCGAAAAUAAUGAAGAACUUGAACGAGUGGUCAAUUUGAUAGCAGAAACUAGACGGUAUCAAGUUACUACUGACACAUUGAACAUCGACUUGUGUUCAUUGGAUCGCUCCACAGUGCAACAGCUGUUACUACUAAUAAAGUCCAGUUAAGAAAAAAAUAAUAAGCGUGAGGAGGUGAAUCUAAAACCAGUUGCAGUGAUUGAACGAAUGGAAAUCCAUGUUCCAACAGAAACAUUUUAGAAUCCUCCACCAAAACCACA
Amyelois transitella is the source of this 2138-nucleotide messenger RNA. RefSeq names its product protein ENL-like. NCBI's taxonomy places the organism in Eukaryota, Metazoa, Arthropoda, Insecta, Lepidoptera, Pyralidae. The record is from RefSeq and is a predicted model, not a curated record. The transcript has 4 exons. Gene Ontology annotation, cellular component: super elongation complex. Gene Ontology annotation, biological process: regulation of DNA-templated transcription. Bases 1 to 2028 code for a protein of 675 amino acids.